Hydractinia symbiolongicarpus is the source of this 1006-nucleotide messenger RNA. RefSeq lists its product as uncharacterized. Gene Ontology annotation, molecular function: RNA binding. The record is from RefSeq and is a predicted model, not a curated record. NCBI's taxonomy places the organism in Eukaryota, Metazoa, Cnidaria, Hydrozoa, Anthoathecata, Hydractiniidae. The coding region runs from base 49 to 693 and encodes 214 amino acids. Gene Ontology annotation, biological process: endonucleolytic cleavage in 5'-ETS of tricistronic rRNA transcript (SSU-rRNA, 5.8S rRNA, LSU-rRNA); small-subunit processome assembly; endonucleolytic cleavage in ITS1 to separate SSU-rRNA from 5.8S rRNA and LSU-rRNA from tricistronic rRNA transcript (SSU-rRNA, 5.8S rRNA, LSU-rRNA). Gene Ontology annotation, cellular component: nucleolus. The transcript has 7 exons.
AACAUAUUUACACACUAAGUUGGAGAAAAUUCAAAGUAAUUUCCAACUAUGGAAGACAACAAAACAGAUUUGAAAAGUAAAAGCACUUCUGGAAUUGUGUACUUAAGUAGAAUUCCACCAUUUAUGAAGCCACUUAAAGUAAGAACAAUGUUCUCCCAAUAUGGUGAAGUGGGAAGAUUGUUUCUCCAGCCAGAAGAUCCCAGCAUUUCUAAACGCAGAAAGAAAGGUGGAGGAAGUGGACGCAAACAGUUUACGGAAGGUUGGGUCGAGUUUAAAGACAAAAGGGUUGCUAAAGCAGUAGCAUCAACACUUAACAACACAAACAUAGGAGGGAAAAAGAGAUAUUAUUACCAUGAUGACAUUUGGAAUGUUAAAUACUUACCCAAGUUUAAAUGGGGCCAUAUAAGUGAAAAAUUAGCCUAUGAGAAAGCGGCACGUGAACAACGCAUGCGCACUGAAAUAUCACAAGCGAAACGUGAAGCCAGUUUUUACUUGGAAAAUGUUGGAAAAGGGAAAGCUAUUGCUGCCAUGGAAGGACGAAGAAAGAAGAAAAGAAAACUCACACAGAUGGACGAUUUACCGCCGCAAAAGGUUAACCGUAAAAUUUAUCAAAAACCGAUUGCAGGAAAGGAGUUUGCAUCCACUGAUAUUUUGAAUCCAUCUUUGCUCUCAAAGAUUUUCACGAGUGGAUAGGGUGUAAAACCAUGUUAGUAUUUGGUCGUAAGACCCAUACGUAUCCUGCCCGAAUGUUUUCAUUGCAACACAGCACAUGAGCAUUGAUAUUUUGGAAAGUGGUUUGGAGAAGUUGCUUUCGAUUAUCGAUAAGACGAUCGGUGACACGUUUUUGAACGAAUCUUGGAGAUUAUUAUUUUCCAAAAUAAUAUUUUAUUACGUGGAUUUGAUACAACAACAAAGUGUAAUUUAUUUUAUCUGUAGUACUAUACACUAUUUUUAUAAGAACAUCUUUACAAACAGAAGAAAAGUCUUCGAGCAUUCAGUACAUAAA